AUGCCCAUGCAUCUGUGUCUCCCCGCGAUUCUUCAGCGGGUUCUCGCUGUUCUUCUGCCCCUAUCCCUAACGUCGCUUUGCUACCUCUAUCUUUACCCCUUAUUCCACGGAUGCGCCUUUCCUCUUCCAGCUACUACAAACGUCCGCACCGGCAUCUACCCUCCUUAUACCAGCGAUGCAUUUCUAAAUACCGUUCGAGAUCACAUCGGGCUACGCAACCGAGCACAAGAAACGCCCAUACUAGCACCAUUCCGUUUGCUAGUUCUUGCCGAUCCACAACUUGAAGGCGACACUUCCCUACCAAAAGCCGGUGAAGGGUUCAUACCACAGCUUAGAAAGCAUUGGAAGGAUGUGAUAUCUGCGGGUACGGGUGUGGCGUUCUUCCAUGCGGUUGGGGACAGUUUUCGAGAUGUGGUCUAUAUGGAUAUCCCGCGACUAGCGAAUACGCUCCGCAAGCAGCUCGAUCUUAUAGGGAACGACUAUUAUCUGGCGCAUAUAUACAGAACGUUACGGUGGUGGAGUCGUCCUACACAUGUUACUGUUCUGGGGGAUCUAAUCGGGAGCCAGUGGGUAUCAGAUGAAGAGUUUGGGAUACGCUCGUCGCGAUAUUGGAAUCGGACUUUUCGUGGAGGCGUGAGGGUUCCUGAUGAUAUUAUGGCUACGGGGGAGGCUGGAUAUACCCAAAAAGUGCAAAAGGGUGUGUCUGGAGAAGUUAUACUUGACAUUGAGCCCGAUACUUGGUCUAAUCGAAUUAUUAAUAUUGUUGGAAAUCACGAUAUUGGUUAUGCUGGUGAUAUCUCUCAGCAGCGAAUGGAUCGAUUUGAUAGAGAAUUCGGUCGUGCAAAUUGGGACGUUCGAUUUAAUUUGCCAGCUGCAGAGUUGGGCCUCGAAGCCAACAAUACUGAUAACAUGCCGAGAUCAGUCCCUUCUAUACAUCUGGUUGUCCUUAACACUCUCACCUUCGACACUCCCGCGCUUGACUCUUCAAUCCAAGGCCAGACAUAUCAAUACCUCAAUGGUGUUAUCGAUAGAUCACGCCCGGUCGAGGACCGCACGACGUUUACUCUAUUGUUGACUCACCUCCCACUCCAUAAAAAGGAGGGCACCUGCACUGACCCCCCAUAUUUCUCUUUCCAUGAGAGAGAUGAUGAGCGUCUAGACGGUGGCGAGCCGCGAUUUAAGGCUGGAGGUCUGAAGGAGCAAAAUCACCUAAGCGACUACGUUAGUCAUACAGGUAUCCUACAAGGCAUAUUUGGGAUGUCAGGGGACACCGCUUCUCCUAUCGGUGGAAAGGGACGGAACGGUUUAAUUCUAACUGGUCAUGACCACACCGGAUGCGAUGUUGUUCAUUACGUGGACAGAGAGACGGCUAGUGAUGGUAGUAGAACUGACGCUGAGGGAAGCACGCCAGCCGCUACUUGGUCAUGGAACGCAAAGAAAUAUUCCCGGGAAUCAUCUUCAAAAGUAUCAGAAUCAGCCAGUGCCUCUGAUCCAGCUACUGCACCUUCAUCCUCUCCAUCUAUCCGAGAGGUUACUCUACGCUCCAUGAUGGGAGAAUUUGGAGGCAAUGCUGGACUUCUAUCUGUCUGGUUCGAUGCCGACCCCUCCGUCCAAGAAUGGAAAUAUGAAAUCACCACCUGCCAGCUAGGGGUUCAGCAUAUCUGGUGGGCGGUUCACAUCGUUGCACUAAUAACAUUCAUAGUUGCUUCGGUGUGGAUAGCUAUGUUGGUGGUUUGCGGAAAGUCCGUUGUCCAAGAGCAUAAGGCCUCGAUGCUGAAACCACCAAAUGAAAUGUCACCGAGGAAGAGAAAAUCAAGGAGUAAAUUACGUUCGGGAAAGGGCACACCCAGGAGUUCGACGCCUAAGAGGCAAUGA
Messenger RNA from Arthroderma uncinatum, 1875 nucleotides. RefSeq lists its product as uncharacterized. The record is from RefSeq and is a predicted model, not a curated record. Gene Ontology annotation, biological process: GPI anchor biosynthetic process. The transcript has a single exon. The coding region runs from base 1 to 1875 and encodes 624 amino acids. Lineage: Eukaryota; Fungi; Ascomycota; Eurotiomycetes; Onygenales; Arthrodermataceae. Gene Ontology annotation, cellular component: endoplasmic reticulum.